AUGGUUAAUUGUUGUCAAUGUCCACAAUCCUUACUUGUACAUAAACCUAUACUUGUUCCUUUAUUACAACUUUUGCAAUGGUGUAAACAAUCUUUUAAUGUUAGACAUUCUACAAAAAUACAAAAAUAUCCAAAUUCUGUUGUUAGUAAUUGUUUGUUGAAUUUAAUUAAUCAGAUUUUUCGUCAAAUAGCAGAACACGAAACUCUUUUACACUUCUUUUUUGAUUCCUCAUUAAUUUUAAAUGAAGAUUGGGCAAUAAUAGAAGGAAGUAAUUCUCCAAAAAACGAAGCAAUUUUACUAAAUGAACAGAAUUUACACAAACCUUUUUUAAUUUUUGAUAUGCUAGUCCCCUAUCUUUAUGGACCUGAAUUUACUAGCCAACUAGCUAGGGAUGCUUUGUUGUUAAUUAUGUCGGCUUCUAGCAAAAAUGAAUUUAUUGCUGAACAUAUAAUUCAAAAGGGAGAUUUAUGUCAUGUAAUGUCUGCUGGUCUUUCUGCUUGUUUUUCUCAACUCCCAAAAUGUGUAUUUUCAGAAUUUGCUUUAGAUUCCAAUGAAGCUCACAAAUUAAGUGUUUUUGAUGUUAAAGGAAUGCCUCAACUUUAUGAAUUCCACAAUGCUUUACUUUUUACAAAUUCUGUUGCGCAAAUUGCCCAUUAUUCAAUUACCCGUCAAAUUGUUCACUUUAUUUACACUGGAUUUUUGUUAAAAGUGUUUAAAUCAUCUAUUGUUGAGUCAGAACCAAAAGAAGAAGAAUUAUGUUCUCGUAUUGUUUAUUUUCAUUUAUGUAUUGAAACAAUUUCUGCUUCAUCAUUAUUGCAAGCAUUUAUAAAAAUCUUGUUAACUACUAGUACAAAUGGAGAAGGAAAAAGUGAAGAAGAAGAAAUGAAUUUAUUUGAACAAAUUUUGGUUAAAAUGCAUGAAAGUGAUAGGCUUUGUAGAGUAACACUUUCUUUAAUUCGUACAUUAUUAUCAUUACACUGUGAAGAUUUUCUUUGGUCUACAAUAUUUCGUCAUUUACUUCCUUUCAUUCAAUUAAGACAUCCAAACCAGAGUAGACGGUUUGAUGCAAAUAUUUCGUUAAAUUCUGCAAAUUAUUUUCUUAAAUGUAUUCCUGAAUGUGCUAAAAAUGUUUUGGAGCUCUGUUCGGAAGAACAAUUCGAAACAUAUUUACGAGAAGCGGGCAAAUCAAUCCGUGAUUGUGAAGAAUGUUGCUCUUGUUGGGCAUUAAAAUAUGAUGGAAGUCUGCCAAAAUCUUUGUUGUGUAAUCCACAAAAAUUAAUAAAUUCUGAAGGAAUGAUUGUUACACCUAGACAGGCAUUUACUCGUCAUUCCUCAGCCCGUUCUUCUUUUGCCUCAACAGGAUGGAAUCGUUAUGGACAUUCUAACCGUUCAGGUCGAGGGACUUUACUUGAAGGAGAAUUAGAAUCAAACAAUACAAAUUUAAAUAGUUUGGGGGAAGAUGAUGAACAAUUGACUAAUUUAAUUGAACGUUUAGAAGAUGGAAAUGAAGUAAUUAAUAAUUUGUCUUCACAAGAAGAAUUUGGGGAGGCGAGUGUUUUAAAUGAAAACGAAGACAACAGACCCGACUAUUUUCAAUUUAUUUAUGACCGAGUUUCUGAAUCGGAUUUGGAUAGUUUUUCGAGAAGAAAUUCUGAAGAAGAUUCACAAGAAGAAUUUUUGUCUAAUAAAAAACAAAAAAAUAUUUUGGCAACAAAAAUAAACAAUAAUUCAAAUUCUGAUAGUGAAAAAAGACAAUCUAAUUUAUCUAUUAAUUUAAUUAAACAACAACAACCAACACUUUCACCUUUUAUGUCUGCUGUUGUUCAAACAAAUUGGAAUGAGGCUAAAAAUGUUGGUAUUUAA
Molecule: messenger RNA, 1863 nt
Organism: Meloidogyne enterolobii
Lineage: Eukaryota; Metazoa; Nematoda; Chromadorea; Rhabditida; Meloidogynidae
Source: the annotation of a GenBank genome assembly